UUUCGACGUCUGGUUUCCGGCUGUGCUUUUGGAAAUUAAAAAUACGCACGAUUUCGAUUGUGUUCUGCUUAAGAAACUUAAAAAUGAACCGAAAGGAGGAUUAUGAUUCAUAUGAGAUUGAGGAGCCGAGUGACGAGGAAGGAGCAUUAAGCAGUUCUGAUGAUGAGCUGGAUAUUCUUCUCAAUGGUACUCCAGAUCAGAAGAGGAAACUCAUCAGAGAGUAUCUCACCGGGGAGAGCGAGUCGUCCAGUGGAGAUGAGUUUGAGAAAGAGAUGGAGGCAGAGCUGAGCAGCACCAUGAAGAAAAUGGAGAACAGCUGGAGCGCUUCCUCAACUCAAGGUCAAGGCUCUGGGGCCACUGGCGGCACGUCCACAGAAAACAUACGUCAGACUCAAGAGUAUGACAGCAUUUAUUUUGACUCUGAUGAUGAGCAGAACGAGACCGCUGGGAGCUCUCGGAGUCACAGGAGGAAUAAGCGUGGUGUACUUACCAAUGAUGAGCUUUUUUAUGACCCAGAGGAGGAUGAUCGUGAUCAGGCGUGGGUGGAUGCUAGGAGAAAGGAGUACAGAAAUCAGAGGAAGACACCUCAGUCGGCAAACAGGAAAAACAAGGCCCCGGCUCUACCAAGCAGUGAUGCUGUUCUCAACUGUCCAGCCUGUAUGACCACCCUGUGUCUGGACUGUCAGAGGCAUGAGAAAUAUCGGACCCAGUACAGAGCAAUGUUUGUGAUGAACUGUGCUGUCGACAAAGAGGAAGUGUUGAGGUACCAAACUGCUAAUAAGAGAAAGCAAAAUCGGCGCAGAAAGAGAGCUCAACAGGAGCCCGCUGCUACAGAGUCAGAGAUGGAUACGGAUGCUGGCCUGACUGAUGCUCGCUUGGCAGGAAUGGAUGAAGACGAAAUCUAUCACUCCGUCAAGUGUACAGAAUGCUCCACUGAAGUGGCUGUGUAUGAUAAAGAUGAGGUGUACCAUUUCUUCAACAUCCUAGCAAGCUACAGCUAAGGACAUUUACUGGACUAUUGUAAACCCAAGCCAUGUAUUUUGAAAGGUCUAAAGUAUACAACGUGGAUAAAGAAGUGACUGGAUCUUUUUUAUUUAGAUUUAUAUUCUGUUGCUGUACAAACUUUUAAUUGAUCCAUUUGAUCAUGAAUAUUACUUACCUUUGCCGUUGUUUUUCCACUUUUAUUAAAUAAUAUUUUUAUACCAGAUAA
Molecule: messenger RNA, 1210 nt
Organism: Triplophysa dalaica
Lineage: Eukaryota; Metazoa; Chordata; Actinopteri; Cypriniformes; Nemacheilidae
Gene: eapp
Product: e2f-associated phosphoprotein
Exons: 6
Coding region: 84-1001 (305 amino acids)
Biological process (GO): positive regulation of cell population proliferation
Cellular component (GO): nucleus
Source: RefSeq, a predicted model, not a curated record